AUGGUCAAUGAUUUAGAUGUGAUUCAAACCAUUUACCUAACGAAGAGCAAACAAUUCAGAGAUCGGCCAAAAUUCUUCCUCAACGCCAAACCCUUCGUGUCUUCACUUUUAGCCCUCAGAGGAGAGCGUUGGCGUCAAGUCCGACGAGUUAUGACUCCUUUCUUCACUCACCAUAAGAUCGCUUCUGAAGAGAUUACGGAUAUUAUCAACAAAUCCAUUGACACAUGUAUUGCAAAUAUUAUGACACAAACGGAACAAAGAGUUAAAGUGGAGGAUAGGAUGCAAUCAAUAACUUUAGACAUCAUUUGUAAGGUUGGGCUUAAUAUGCAUGACACAGAUGUUCACGAAGACAACAGUGAGUUAAGAAGUGCGGCCAAGGAGUUCAUGGUAUCGGCCACUAAUGUGGUGGUCAUAUGCGCCUCGUUUUUCCCAUUCCUGAGACCAAUCCUAUCCUUUAUUAACAAUUACCUGACGGCCGGACGUAUGACUGAUUGGAUUUUGUGUCAUCUCAACAAACAAAUCAAAAUCGAAACUCAGAACUUGUCAACGGAUCCAAACUAUCUAAUGAAUACACCAUUAAAAUCAAAUAAUGUCCUGAAAUCGAUGUUAAGAUGUUUUCUGGAGAAAAGUCUUGAAAGAGACGAACUGACGGGUAAUUCACUUCUUCUGCUGUUAGCCGCUUCUGACACCACGGCUAUGGGUCUGACGUAUGCUUUGUAUUGUUUGGCGAAAAACCCAGACAUUCAGCAAAAACUUCGCUCUGAAAUCUAUUCACACGGAUAUCAAUCACAUUACGUCGAUAUGGUAUGGAGUGAAUCCCUCCGUCUGUUCCCACCCGUCACUACUUUCGUCCAAAGAGAAGCUGCAGAGGACGUCGUCGUCAAUAAUAUAUUGAUACCAAAGGGGGUGAUAGUACAGGUGCCCGUCUGGCACAUACAUCACGACCCAAACAUAUGGCCAGAGCCUAACAAAUUCAAUCCGGAAAGAUUUGCGCCACAAAAUAGAUCGGGUGAUGAGAAGCACUCCAUCCGCGAGUCUUUCCUGGCGUUUGGUUUGGGUGUCCGCACGUGUAUUGGCAUUGAGUUGGCCCGACAUGAGGCCAGACUCACGCUCUCCGCAAUUGUCCACAAGUUCUCAAUUGAAUUAUGCGAUCAAACACCUGAUCCACUGGAACUCCAUUGUCCAGCAGAUAUCUUAUACCCAAAACAAGCCCUCUAUUUGCGAUUUAUUCCGUUGACUCAAUGA
This is a messenger RNA of Oppiella nova, 1245 nucleotides long. The record is from the annotation of a GenBank genome assembly. NCBI's taxonomy places the organism in Eukaryota, Metazoa, Arthropoda, Arachnida, Sarcoptiformes, Oppiidae.